AUGCCAGAAACACCAAGGCGACGUCACUCAGUUGGCUCACCCCUAAAAAAUCAGAGAGAAUUUACUGUCCCUUUAAAUGACGAUGCAUCAGAAAAACGUCAUCGAAGAAAAUCUUUAGUAGAUUCCGUACGGAGAUCCUUACUAUUUGCUUCUCCAUCUGCGGUAGCUUCGGGUUCUGAAACCCAACAUGCUUCCAGCAGUCGAAUGUCUACUCCUCAACGUGUAGGUACCCUGUCAAUAGAGGCCGUCACCCCUAUACCACAGAUACCUGUCGAACAAAUGUAUUUGAAUUUCGAAGAAUGGAUGAAAAUGGCUACCGAUAAUAAAAUUAACGCUAACAAUAGUUGGAAACUUGCCCUAAUCGAUUAUUUUCAUGAAAUGAGUUUAUUGAAAGAAGGUGAUUCAAUAAAUUUUCAAAAGGCCUCUUGCACUCUGGAUGGAUGUGUAAAGAUCUAUACAUCACGUGUUGAUUCUGUUGCCACUGAAACCGGAAAAUUAUUGAGCGGUUUAGCCGAUAGCUCAAAAAAUAAUGAAAAUAACCUGUCCGAUGGUGAUGAUGAUAAUGCUGAUUCUGAGAGACCCGUUCUUAAAGAUUAUUCCCAGUUGACAGUAAAGAAAUUUGAUUUGGAAUUUUCUAUUGAUCCUCUAUUUAAAAAGACUUCGGCUGAUUUUGAUGAAGGAGGUGCUCAAGGACUGUUGUUAAAUCAUUUGUCGAUUGAUACUGAUGGAAAGAUUAUAUUUGAUGCAAGCGAUGCCACUCUGGACGAAGCUGAAGAAAAUGAAAAUGAUGAAAGAGAUGCAAUGGAAGAAGAUUCUCCAGAGCAACCUAUUGAUAUAUCUAAACUUCAUAUUUGUCCAUCAUUAAAAUCGUUUGAAUUUUCUGUUGACGUUGGAUUUCUUACGCGAAAAUUAUCGGAUGAUGACGAAGAUCAAGUUAUCGCCGAUGAUGUCGAUGAUGAAAAUUAUCCUGACUUUUUUGAUGAUAAUUUUUUAAGUGGAGAAGAUGGUGGUGGUGGUGGAGAUGACGAUGAUGAUGGCAUAUCUGGUGUUUUUGAAAGAUUCGACGAUGAUCAGAGGGGGAGACCUACCGAAAAUGAUUUUAUUAUGGCCAUGGUUAAUAACACAAAUGAAUUUCAAUAUUUUGAUUCCGCAUUUUUAUGCAAUUGGGUUGGUCCAGAUCACUGGAAAUUAAAACGCGUUGUCAGAGGUGACGCUAAUGGCGAACCAAAGGAACGAAAAAAAAAAGAACCUUUUUCCAUAGAUUUUAUUGAUUCAGAAGACUUAAAUGAAAGAACUAUUUUUGCUUCUGCUGGGAAUUCGAUCACUUUACCCAAAUUGGCUGAAAAUGUUCAGCAUGCUUAUCAACUUCCCGAUGAUCUACACUUUUCAUCAAAACAAUUACUCCAGUUAUUUUUAAAGCCUGGAUUUAUGUUGAAAGCAAGACGUAGAUAUGAAGAACAACUUGCUGAAACUGAUAACAUUGAAGUAGAUGAAAAUUUCUGGGCCGAAGAAAAUAAUGACCCUGCAACAAACACAUCCUUCCCCGAUAUGAACACAUUUUUGCAUGAUGAUGAUGGAUUUGAGGAAGACAUAGAAGGGGAGUUUGGUGAUAAUUUAGUAUCACAAGCAAGAAGGAAUAAACCGGAAUAUAUAAAAUAUGCUAAAACUGCCAAACGGAUUGAUGUCAAAAAAUUAAAAGACAAUAUAUGGAAAACAUUAACGGACACUACGGAAAAUGAAUCUGAAACACCGACCAUAAAUAAUGACCAGCAACCUCCAUGCGACCAAUACUCGCUAGACUCAACGCAGAAAGUUGAAGAACAAAAAUUUACUAGUGUUAUAAAGAAUUUAAAAAAGAUAUAUCCAGAGAAAAAAAUGAAAGACAUAUCCGUGUCAUUUUGUUUUAUAUGUUUAUUACAUUUAGCAAACGAAAAAAAUUUAAGUAUAUCUGUGGAAAAUGAUAAAUUAUCAGAGUUGACGAUUCAACAG
Molecule: messenger RNA, 1989 nt
Organism: Racocetra fulgida
Lineage: Eukaryota; Fungi; Glomeromycota; Glomeromycetes; Diversisporales; Gigasporaceae
Source: the annotation of a GenBank genome assembly